ACGCCCUCGGGUCCCCGCCGAGACGAGUCGCCCGCGACGCCCCGGAGCCGCCAUGGGCCCCCCCGCGCCCCCCCGCGCCCCCCUCGGCCUCCUGCUGCUCCUCGGCCUGGCGGCUGCUCAGAAAGACUGCAGCUCCUACCCGCUGGGCCCGGGGCCAAUCGCAGCGGUCGUCCUGGCCGACCUCAUCAUGACGCUGCUCAUCGCGGGCGGAGCCUAUUGCCUGGCGGGGCGGAGCCAUCAGGCUCCGAAGAAGCCCCGCCCACCCGAGACGGAAUCGACCUAUCAGGAGCUGCGCGGCGCCCGCGGCGACGUCUACAGCGACCUGCGCGGAGCGGCGGGCGCCGCGCGAUGACGUCACCGGGCCGCGCCGCCUCCCGCCAAUAAACGGCCGCUUCCGCCCG
Molecule: messenger RNA, 401 nt
Organism: Rhea pennata
Lineage: Eukaryota; Metazoa; Chordata; Aves; Rheiformes; Rheidae
Gene: TYROBP
Product: transmembrane immune signaling adaptor TYROBP
Exons: 5
Coding region: 53-352 (99 amino acids)
Biological process (GO): positive regulation of macrophage fusion; negative regulation of B cell proliferation; neutrophil activation involved in immune response
Cellular component (GO): cell surface
Molecular function (GO): signaling receptor binding
Source: RefSeq, a predicted model, not a curated record